GGCGUGAUGAGAUUUUCUUAAAUUAGAUGACUGUAUCAGCAUUAUUAUCUUGAUGAAUGUAUUGUCCCUCCAAUGCAAUGUAUUUUCAUUGUUUAUAAAUAUUGCUUCUUUCUUAAACAUGGGCAUCUUGUGUUAUGAAGUGAAGCACUGCACCAGUCAUACAAUAACUAGUACUACAUUGAAAGGAGUGGAGUCUUUAGAAGCUUAGUUCAAUGGGAAUGGAGAUGUUUGAGAAAGCAAGGCCUUACAUUGCAAUGACAUCCCUGCAGUUUGGGUAUGCAGGGAUGGCCAUACUUACUAAGAUUUCUCUUAACAAUGGAAUGAGUCACUAUGUUUUGGUAGUCUAUAGACACAUCGUUGCUACACUUGUCCUUGCUCCUUUUGCUUUUUUCAUUGAAAGGAAGAUACGACCCAAAAUCACAUUUCAAAUAUUCUGUCAGAUAUUUGCACUGGGUUUAUUGGGGUAUGCUACUUGCAUCCAUUUUUCUCAUCUUCUCCUUGAUUUGUACAUUAAUAUGAUGUCUGCUCAUCAAAGACAAUGGAACUUUUGCAGGCCUGUAUUGGAUCAGAACUUCUAUUACCUGGGUUUGAAAUUUACUUCUCCUACUUUUGGUGGUGCAAUGAAUAACUUGGUUCCUGCUACGACCUUUGUGAUUGCUUUAAUCUUUAGAAUGGAGAGAGUAAAAAUUCGAGAGAUACGCAGUCAAGCAAAGAUAGUGGGAACACUAGUGUGCGUAAGUGGAGCCAUGCUCAUGACUUUGUACAGAGGAGCUAUUCUUCCCAUGCCUUGGUCUUCACAUGACCAUCCUCAUUCUUCAAAUGCUGCUACCUCUCAUGAUAGUAAUAGUGAUAUGAUUAAAGGUUGCAUAUGUUUAAUUAUUGCAACACUCGCUUGGGCUGCUCUAUUUGUUCUGCAGGCUUCGGUACUUAAGAAGUAUUCUGCACAACUUUCGCUUGCCACCUUAAUAUGCUUGAUGGGCAGUUUACAGUCAAUUGCAAUCACCUUAGCUGUUGAACGCCGUCCUUCGGCGUGGGUAAUUGGAUUUGACAUGAAUCUUCUUACUGCAGUUUACUCUGGAGUAGUGGGUUCAGGAAUUGCAUAUUACGUGCAAGGUUUAUGCAUGAGGAUAAAGGGGCCUGUAUUUGCUACUGCAUUCGUUCCAUUGACUAUGAUAAUUUCAGCAAUCAUGGACUCUAUUAUUCUUCAUCAAAACAUCUACUUGGGCAGUGUGAUUGGAGGAGUGGUGAUAGUAAUAGGAUUGUAUGGUUUUUUAUGGGGAAAAGCGAAGGACACAAAAUUGACCACUUUUACCAGCUCAGAAAUGCUCCCCACAUCUCACCACGAGAAGAACACCAUGGAAUCUAUAGAAACAUUGGGGGUACCAGUUGAAUCAAAUAUUACUUUCAACAUGAAAACACAACCCUCUACAGUAUGAGGAAGACAAUGUAUCCGUUCAAUUUUGAUGCAGGUUAUUGGGUGGGUAUGGCCAAUGAUGAAGAAAAUCAUGUUGAAAUGUAUUUCUCAUUUGGUACAUCCCUCAAAUGUGAUGUGAGUGGACUGUUAGAGUGUUAUUAUCUAAUAAAAUGGGUGAAUGAAAUAAGUUAUUUCUCA
Molecule: messenger RNA, 1612 nt
Organism: Cryptomeria japonica (Japanese cedar)
Lineage: Eukaryota; Viridiplantae; Streptophyta; Pinopsida; Cupressales; Cupressaceae
Product: WAT1-related protein At5g07050
Exons: 6
Coding region: 213-1436 (407 amino acids)
Cellular component (GO): plasma membrane
Molecular function (GO): transmembrane transporter activity
Source: RefSeq, a predicted model, not a curated record